UUCCCACACCGAAAAAGCCUCAGUGAUGUUUAUUGGAACCGUUCGCCCGCUAAUCUUCUCCAUAGCACAACAAGCCUCCUGGCUCCACCCGCUUCACAGCUUCCUAAUCAGGAAGGAGAGAACUGCACCAACAUCAAUCGCCUCUGAUUCGUCGUGGCAGCAGUCCGCGAUGAACGAGGGCCCCGGUAUGGAUCAAAAAGGCAAAACAACCUCAGAAAACAAGCUAUUUCUUGUGGCAAACAACCCUGGACCCAUGUGCGGUUCCCCGGGACAACGUCAACAUUUCAAUCCUAGUCCCCUAUACCCUUGUACGAGGACUCGGGAUGGUAUCUAUGGCGAAACUAGGAGCAACUUGCUGCGUUAAUAUAUAAUGACGACGACCUCCCGGCCUGCGUCUCUCCACCGCAGGUUGUCUUCUCCCAAUCCCUCGUGAGCAGCCAUGGUCUUUUCUCGUAUUUUUAUAGCUUCGCUGGUUUCAGUUGCGGCAGCCUCACCUCUGCAACAACCACAUACUUACAAGAGGCAAAAUGCGAGUGCUUGCGCUCAAGUGAGUUCGGCUGUUGCUGCCCAACAGGCUGCUCCGACGCCAACUGUGCCUGCGGGAUUGGCCUACGAUUGUAUCACCAGCACACCCUUCAAGAAGGAUGCCGCCUUGAAGCUGCUGGAGUCUAUUGCCCCGUAUUUCAAAUGGCAAUCCAACACUGUUUGGCUCAAGGAUCCGCCCGCCGAGUACGCCGAGAAGGUCCAGGGUCCGGUUGAUAUAUGGGGUAAAUUAGAAGAAAUAAAAUCGAAUGUGGAAAGCGGAAAGUACACCAAUGAGUUCGCGUUCGGUUACGACCUUUACCUACUCUCGCAGAGCACUCAUGACGGCCAUUUUGUCUAUGUGCCUGAUUCCGUGGGUGGUAUAUUCAACUGGGCUCGGACGAUUCCUCUUGUAUCAGUGUCUUCGGAUGGCAAGGAACUUCCCAAACCUUACGUAUACUCUGACAUCCUCGCCGAGUCUUUUGGAAACUCUACUUUCAAACCUUCGGCGAUCACCGAGAUCAACGGAGAAACAGCCACCGACUACUUGGAGAAGUGGGCACAACUAGGUUCGCUGCAAGAUCGGGAUGCUUUGUACAACAAUGUCUUCUACGAACUCGCCACUGUAUCUCUCGGUCCAGUUGGAUCAGGUGUUGGAACCUUUGCAGGGAGCGGCCGCGGACGAUGGCCAUACCCGGGAGCCACCACUGUUCUCACGUUCGAGAAUGGAACAACAGCUGAAUUCGAGAACUACGCAAAGGCUCUGGUUUCUUUCACCGGCGUGACGGAUGGCGAGAGCUUGUAUGAUAAUUAUCUUACAUACACUGCCACGUCAACCAUCUCUGGGGCCCCUGAAAACUCCACAUCGCCAACGCCAUCACCCACGCCUAGCCCAACUGCUACUUCUAUUCCUGCUCCCGGAUACCCUCCUCCUGUAUUCCGCGAGGCCAACAAUUUGAUUGGGGGUUAUUACCUUGAAGACGAUUAUUCGGACAUUGCGCUCUCAGUUCCCAGCUUUGUCUCGCUCGAAUCAGCCGAGAUACCAUUCCAACAGACCGGCGAGAAAUUCCUUGCAGCAGCCAAAGCUGCCGGCAAAAAGAAACUCGUCAUUGACUUGUCCGCGAACGGCGGUGGAACAAUUCUCCAAGGAUAUGAUCUCUACAAGCAAUUGUUCCCUGACGAGAUUGAUCACGCUGCAGCCGAUCGCUUCCGUGCCUUUGAGAGCACUGAUCUUUUGGGCCAAUACUACUCAAGAGCAUCCGAAGGUGUUCCACGCGUAUAUAUCACAGAGGACCAGAAUGGCACUCUAUACGAGUUGCAGGCCAAUGUCGUGAGCUCGGUCUUCAACUACCAAACUGACGUCGACGUCAAUGUCGAAAACUUUGACUCCUGGCCCGACAAGUUCGGUCCGGGUGUUGAACAGAAAGGCGACAAAUUUUCAAAUCUGUUCCGGUGGAAUCUUUCAGACGUACUUACGCCCUUCAACUCCGGGGGUAUCUACAUCCAUGGAUACGGAAAUCUAACAAACACCACCCAACCUUUUGCAGCCGAAGACAUUGUCGUUAUUACUGACGGUUACUGCGCAUCAACUUGCACCAUCUUUUCCGAGCUGAUGCGACAGCGCGCUGGUGUCAAGUACAUUUCCCUAGGCGGUCGCGCCAAGGAAGGCAUUACCCAAGCAAUUGGUGGUGUCAAGGGCACUAACAACUUCCCUUGGAGCUACAUUCAAUUCCUCUCUCAAUACGCAAUUGAAGAACUGACUGAGAGUCCCGAGGAAGCCGCUAAGCUCAAUGCAACAGAGCUAGGAUCCUACUGGGACAACACGCCGUUUGGUCGCGCAGCCGCGGGAACCAGCCUCAACGUCAACUUCCGAGAUGGCAUCCGCGACGGCGAUGAAACGGAAACGCCGCUCCAGGUUGUGUACGAGCCUGCGGAUUGCCGCAUCUUGUACACCAAGGAGAUGACGGUCGACGCAACUGCUAUUUGGAAGGCGGCGGUGGACUCGGCAUGGGGUGGUGAGAGCCGCUGUGUCGCGGGUAGCAUUGAAUCGUCAAGUAGCAGGAGGAGCGUGAAGAGGGAAUUGACUGUUCAAGAUAAGUUGUACAGCAGGAGUGUGCGGCAGUGGAGGAGAGAUUUGUCUUCUGAUCAGUAUCCGUUGGACGUGUUCACGGACUUGAAGGGGUUGGAUCUCAACAAACGCGGUGUCAUGUGGCCUUGAAGUAACAGUGCACUUGUAAGGUAGUUCGCAGAAUAUGAAAUGUGUUUUACAACGAAAGAAGUCUUUGUCCUGAUUUAUAUGUAGCGUGGAGCACAUGUGCUACACUUCAAGUAUAUCAAAUUGUGGGAACCGGUGUUGGCAGUACACGGGAGACCAUUCGAUUAAGACCCCCGCACCUCUUGAAGCAAACCAGAGGGAAGUAUGAUGCCAAGGAGAUGCUCAACCGUGGAUUCGAAGUGGUCUUUUAUUCCAGGCCGGACAAGGGUCCCGACCUCAACCUGCUUAUUCGAGCUAAUUUUUUAUCAAAGUAUCGAUCAACCCCAAGUCUACCUCACACUAAUGGCGCGGCAUUCGUAGAUCCGUGGCCCGAAACUGCCCCUUCAAGUAAACUC
Molecule: messenger RNA, 3132 nt
Organism: Periconia digitata
Lineage: Eukaryota; Fungi; Ascomycota; Dothideomycetes; Pleosporales; Periconiaceae
Source: the annotation of a GenBank genome assembly